This is a messenger RNA of Boeremia exigua, 1265 nucleotides long. RefSeq names its product glycosyl hydrolase family 61-domain-containing protein. NCBI's taxonomy places the organism in Eukaryota, Fungi, Ascomycota, Dothideomycetes, Pleosporales, Didymellaceae. The coding region runs from base 146 to 1165 and encodes 339 amino acids. The record is from RefSeq and is a predicted model, not a curated record. The transcript is spliced from 2 exons.
UUCAGUCAUUUCGACAGUUCAUUCUUUUCACACUCACUACCCUUCAUCGAUUGAAGCGGAUACCAUUCUCUUACACCUUCGUUGAUCUCGAAGCUUACUCAUUCUUUCCAACCCAACCAACUCUUCAGUUACCAAAUCAUCAACAAUGCCUUCCAAGAUCCAGGUCGCUGCCAUCCUCGGCGCUGUUGCCGCCUCCGUCAACGCCCACGGUCACCUUUCGGACCUCAAGGUCGAUGGCACUGAGUUCGAGGCCUACGACCCCUCGUUCCAGUUCCAGAACCCCGCCCCUGAGGUCAUCCAGUGGGGCUGCGCCGACUGCCUCGACAACGGUUUCGUCGACCCCACCAUGUACACUGAGGUCAACAAGAUUGCCUGCCACAAGGACGCCACCCCUGGUGCUAAGGUCGCUAAGGUCGCUGCUGGAGGAACCGUCGACCUUACCUGGAACACCUGGCCCGAGUCCCACGUUGGCCCCGUCAUUGACUACAUGGCCAAGGUCGAGGAUGCCACUUCCGCUAAGGCCGCUGACUUGAAGUUCUUCAAGAUCGACGAGGCCGGCUACGAGGGCGGCGAGUGGGCUGCCACCAAGCUCAUCAACAACAACCUCACCUGGGCCGUCACCGUCCCGAGCUCCAUUGCUCCCGGCCAGUAUGUUCUCCGCCACGAGAUCAUCGCCCUCCACUCUGCUGGCGAUGCCAACGGCGCCCAGAACUACCCCAUGUGCAUUAACUUGGAGGUUACUGGCUCCGGCACUGAGUCUCCCGCCGGUGUGACCGCUGACAAGCUCUACACCCCCACCGACCCUGGUAUCAAGGUCAACAUCUACAGCGGCGAUCUGUCCAGCUACAAGAUCCCCGGCCCCGCUCUGUUCAGCGGUGCCAGCUCCGGCUCCGACUCCGGCUCCAGCAACUCUUCUGCUGCUGCCCCUGCCACCUCGGCUGCCCCUGCCACCUCGGCCACACCCGCCACAUCGGCCGCGCCCGCCGCCACCUCCGUCGCUGCCCAGGAUAACGCCACCCCUACUGCCUCCGCUGCUCCUUCAUCUGGCAGCGCUGGUGCCCUCCCCGAGACCUUCACCCUCGAGACUUUCGUCUCCUGGUUGGAGAAGGCUGCUGGCUCUUCCAGCGCUAAGGCUCGCCGCCACUCCCGCGCUUUCCGCGGUUAAAUCUGCGAUAUGCCGAGAAUGUUGAUGGAUGAUUAGGAAAAAGUUGGUGUUGUUCAGUUCUUGUAUAGCCUUUACCAUAGUCGAAAUGGCUCACGCUCCC